CAUAAGUACGGGAUGCGGCAUAUUCAAAGGCGGUACGUUACGUAUAGUUGUUGACAAAUAUCCCUCAAAUACGCGACGUAAGGAAGAAAAGUCGACAUUUACCUUAAAUAAACGAUGUGAAGGCGAAAAAGCGACAUUCCCCCUUUAUUUAGGCUUUCGUUCUCUUUAUUUUCCCUUUUUUCGUCUUUUUUUACGCGCGCUAUUUGAAAAGGACAGUGGUAUUCCUUGUCGUUGAGUUAAUUAACUGUUUUGAUCGUAAAUUACGCAUCAAAACUACUGUUUACACUUUAAUUGCAUCUACCCCAGUUAAAGUGAUAUUUUAUUGAGUUUUUCGAUUUUGCUUCUGUGUAUUUAUUGCAUCGAAGCAUACUUGGUCGACUUUUACUUGGUUUAUUUAGUUAAGGUUUGAAAAUCCUUCUACAUAUCCUGUUUUCGUCACCGUUCUAGUUGAUUUUCAAGAUGGCUAGGUCUACUCAUAAAUGUGGACAACCAUACUGCUUAUAUCCCGUGGAUGAAGGGAUGCAAUGUGAUGAGUGUAAUAAGUGGUUCCAUAAGAUGUGCACCCGAUUAAGCCCCACUGCAUAUAAAAGGUGUUCAAAGCCCAACUCUCAUUGGCUUUGUAGUUUUUUGUUGCUCGAGCAAAACAUUGCUUAUCCAGGAAGCAAUUAGUCUCCUGGUGUUGGCUAAUAAGAAGGUUGAUGAGGGCUGUACUGAUAACAUUGGUACGGAUGGCGAAGAUUGCGUUAGUGUCGUAAGUGCUAUCACGGCGCAAGCCAGACAUCUACCUGUGCAACCCGCAGUUAAACGUUCUCCCCGAAACGAUCAGUGAGUGACACGUCAUUAGACGUUGGUGGCCAUAUUGCUACAGCAGCAACCGGUGACCCAGAUAAAACAAUUACUGUCCCGAGUUGUUCUAAUGUAGACGUUUCGACUGAUGGAAAAUGGAUGACGCGAAAACGCAGAAGAGUAGGAAAGAUAGCUAAAACUAAUGACUGUUUACUUGGUAAGUCCUUGGUGGACUCUCAGACCAAUCCGCCAAAGUCUCAUAGUAAAGCUUCGUCUGACAUUGUUGUGAGUCAUUCGCUUGACUCCCAGGACUCUGUUAAAAUAAAAACUAAUCGUAAGAUACCAGUAGUUAAAAUACAGGAUCUAACGUCACGGUCGAAAGCUGUGAACACAGUUUCAAAAGAAGCUAAACCCAUCCCUAGUUUAAUUAUUUGGAAUCUAGAGGAGUCGAAAGACAACGACCCUGCUAAAAGACACGCACAUGACCUACAGUUAGUGGAGUCUGUGGUAAGGAAUGUACUACCUGAAGAGGUUUCAGGGGUACAUAUUACAAAAGUAAUACGACUUGGUAAAUGGGUUGGAGGCGAGACCCAACCAAGAAGGAUCCUGAAGCUGGUUCUCGGGAGUUUCGAAGAAAGAGACAUAUUAUUGAAAAGCGCACUAAAAACUCGUGCCUCAAAUAUCCGUAUUCGACCAGAUUGGCCGCUUGAGGAUCGAAUCAAGUGGAAGAAUGCUCUUACGGAGUUGAGGACUCGCAAAUUAAAUGGCGAAAAUAACCUUACCAUUAAGGGUUUUCGGGUAGUCAGGUCUUGGAAGCCAAUGCUUCCGAGGCCUGUAUGGGUAGAACGAUUGAUUUCCAAAACACCUUAAGUGUGUGCUACACGAACGCUCGUAGUCUUAGAAAUAAAACGUCCGAGCUAAGUCUGAUGGUGCAAGAAUUAUGUCCCGAUAUAAUCGUUGUUACAGAAACUUGGUUCACCGUUGAUAUAGACUGUUCUCCUUUCAUUGCUGGUUAUAUCUGUAUCAGAAGUGAUAGAGUUUCAAGUCGCAAGGGGGAGGUAUAAUAUUUUACGUUAGGGAUCACUUUCGUAUACAAUCAACCAUAUCGGAGGCUCAUAUCAGUGGCACAUGUGAGGUUGCAUGUUGUAAGAUUAAAUCUAGAAAUGGGUUAGUGACUAUAGGGGGAAUAUACCGUAGUCCGUCUUGUCUGGCUGACGACUUUAUCCUAAGACACAUCUGUUCUUGGAGUAUGGCAGAAUGUUGUCUCAUCAUUGGGGACUUCAACGCACCGCAUCUCAACUGGAUAGAGCUUACAGCUCCAGGUAGUGGUUUCGAUAGCGACCUUUUAUCUACCGCUAUUCAGUGUUCACUUGUACAAUGUAUCACAAAACCGACACAUAUUGAUUUGCAUCAUGUUCCGUCACUGCUGGACCUCGCCCUCACCCACCACUCUGAGGAUGUCUUUGAUAUCCAGCACCUUCUUCCACUAGUGAACAGUGAUCACGUUGUAAUUCACUUUAAGUUUAGGACACAUGGUAUACAAUUCGUAUCUGCUCCACCCCGUCCCAAUAUCUGGCGAGCUAAUAUUCCGGAAAUCAGAAACCGUGCUAUCUUGACCGAUUGGUCGGUCGACGCGGAUGGAUUGAUCGAAGAUGAAUGGAAUAAGUUUAAGGCUACAUUCGAGUCCGUAACGUCGCCGUUUAUCCCAUGGUGAGCACGUAAGCUAUCACAUUGCCCUCCAUGGAUUAAUAAGGAAACCCGGAAGCUGUUAAAGCGUAGGAAACAUUUCUGGGACUUAUUCUUGUUGACAGGUCAUGCACCAUUUAAGCGUGAGUAUCAAAAAUACCGUAAUAUCUGUAAGAAAACCAUAGCGAAAUCCCGUACCACUUACGAACGACAGUUAGUAUAUGAUAGCCGUACUUGUCCGAAACGAUUGUUUUCGUAUGUUAAACGGCAAAUGAAACGUAGUGAUGGUAUUCCCCCGUUGCUGUUACACGAAAAUUCAGAAUUAUUAGCUGAAUCAGAUCGAGCAAAAGCUGAGACUUUUUCAGAUUAUUUUAGCGAAGUCUUCUCUACGUUUAUUGUAACAAAUACUUGUCCCACUCACACCGAGAUACCAACCAUUGAAUCCGUACAGGUGACUGAGGAAACUGUCCUUCCGUUGAUAACUAACCUCAAACCUGGUAAGAUACCGAGCCCUGACGGGUUACAUCCACGGUUGCUGUCAUCUCUUGCGGACAUUAUUUCAAAACCGCUUGCGACACUCUUCAACAUGUCCCUCUCACUCGCCCAACUCCCUAGAGAUUGGAAGGACGCUAUAGUUAGUCCUAUAUUUAAGGACGGUCAGCGACAGAUAGUAUCUAACUACCGGCCUGUCAGUCUAACUAGCAUAGUCGUUAAGUUACUCGAAAAGAUAAUUCGGGUUAGGUUGCUAAGCCACAUAGAUUUACACAAUCUGUUAGCUCCUGAGCAACACGGAUUUCGUAACAAGCGUUCAUGCUUGACUAACUUGCUUAUUGCGAGGGAAGAUUGGACAGCAGCCCUAGAUCACGGUCUGUCUGUCGACGUGAUAUUCAUAGAUUUUAGCAAAGCGUUUGACAAGGUUUCACACGUAGGUCUUAUGCAGAAGCUCACGAGCUUCGGAAUAAUAGGUACUGUACAUGAGUGGAUAGGAAAUUUCUUAUGUGACCGCAGACAGAGAGUUAGGGUCAAUGGAACGCUAUCCGAUUGGAAGCCGGUCAAAAGUGGUGUACCCCAAGGCACCAUCUUAGGCCCUCUGCUCUUCCUUCUCUACGUUAAUGAGUUACCACUGUUACUUAGGUCGUCGACAUUAUUGUUUGCAGAUGAUGUAAAAAUCUGGAGAACAAUAAAAAGUGCGGCUGAUCAUGUGGAUCUUCAAGCUGAUUUAGACGAUUUAGUUAGAUGGGCUCGAGAGUGGGGCUUAGAAAUCAAUGCUAGGAAGAGUGUACUAAUGCACGUCGGUCACGGUAAUAGUUACCGUUACACUAUUGAGGGUAAACCUCUUCCAUGCGUUCAAGAGCAUAAGGACUUAGGAGUAAUAUUAAGUCACGACUUAAAAACAACUGCGCAUUGCAAAGCAGCCGCUGUCAAAGGUUUUCGUGCGUUAUGGUCACUUCGCCGAGCGUUCAAAUCUUUUGACGAGGAAACGUUUCGAAUUUUAUAUCCCAUAUAUGUUAGACCACAUUUAGAGUACUGUAUCCAAGCAGCUAGCCCGUGUCUAGUAAAGGAUACUAACUCCCUUGAGCGUGUCCAGCGUGUGGGAACGAAAUUAGUGAAGGGUCUUUCUAGACUCCCUUACGAUGAGCGCUUAAAACGCCUAAAUCUUUUCCCCUUGUCGUAUCGUAGGACACGAGGUGACCUUAUACUGGCAUUUCGUAUCUUUAAUUAUGAUUUGGGUGUUAAUAUGUCUUAUCUUUUUGCUCCCUCCAGCACUAAUAAUCUCCGAGGUCAUAGCAAGAAGGUUCAUAAACCACGAUCUAAUAAACUUAAAGUGGGAUCCCGUUUUUCUCAUCGAGUAGUCAAUCAUUGGAACGCCUUACCCGAACAAGUGGUAUCAGUCCCAUCAGUGAAUACUUUCAAGGAAAAGCUGGACCUUCACUGGAAAGCAAUGUGUCAGGAUUAACACAGGUUCAUCAACCUACUAUCCUUAUUACUGAAGACUUUAUUUCCCCUUUAUUGGUUGCUUGGGUUAAGAUCUAGAUUUAGCUUUCAUCAUGAACUGACAGUUAAAACGCCAAGGCGCUGUUUAGUGAGAUGAAUGAAUUAAUUUCUCACUGAAAUCCAACAUCUGUUAUCUUAUAUCUGAUUGGUUCGUCCAUAAAUUAUAGCUUCAUCGAGUACAGAAAUAUAGUAUUUCCUCCCUCACUCCAAAAGAAUGAGGACACUCUGGAGCGUAUUCAGCUGCAAGCCACGAAAUAAGUUCGGGGACUGAAGUUCAAGACUUCAUAAGUCUUAUGAAGAGCGCCAUCAAUCACUGAACCGUUACCCAUUAGAGUACAGGCGUCUUAGAUGUGACCUUAUGAUUGAUAGUAUACUAAACAUUUCUGGACAUCCACUUAAACUUCGUCCCGACGCAAACUGUAGGGGUAACACCCAAAAACUGGAGAAUCAACACAGCAGAACGGACUGUAGAAACACCUACUCCUUAAGAGUAAUCAAAUACUGGAAUUCAUUGCCAGCUGUGCUAGUCCAAGUGACUUCCUAGGAGUCCUUUAAGAGGAAACGAUGUAUACUUAGAGAUUAAGGACUGUAUCGUUGUGAUUUUCUUUUUCCCUGUUCCCUCUUUUGUCGUCAAUAAACCUAGGUUCUUACUUAGUGGCAUUAGUGAUCCACUGCUACUAGGUACGGAAGUCCGUUAGGCGAAAGCAUCUAUUCCGUCCACAACCACAGUUGAGCUGUCCUUAUCUAGUAGAAACUAAAAUAGGGGAAUCAUCACAUCUGAAAUCAUUUGUCUGUAUUCUAUACGUCAAAUUCGGACCACCACUUAAUCUGCGAUAAGACGGAGUAAUGAGGUCCAAUCUAUCUGGCUUAAUUGUGCAUGGAAAGUCGAAUAUUUUUAGAUUUAUGACUGCUUUGCCCUGUUUCUAAGAUACCCGAAUCAUCUUUUAAGUAAGCUCGCAGCCUAAACCCGGUCCUCAGGUUCGGAUUUCAGUAAAGUUGUGUAUAUCGUGAUGAACCCCUUUGUGUCCAGCUCAGUAAAUAUCCAUAUUGACGCCCAUAGGUUUUAAACUGUUUGAAUGUAACCUCGGCAGCGAGCCGUGAUUUAAGGUCGUGGCCCACUAUUAUCCCUAAACCAUUGCGAAACUAGACUUAUAGUACAGACGUAUUCGAUUCUGUCGUUAUUUGUCUGUAUAUGUCUAAUAUAUGUGUUAACACUUAGUCGUAUUGGUACGCACUGACCAUAAUUUUGAUCAGCUAACUAGAGCAUUUCGUUCGACCUGGAGUCCACAUGCACUUCCACCCUUCCUUAAUUCUUUCCAGAUUUCGAUGCCAUCAGCUCAAAGUAGCUUUAGAAACUUAAUUAUACUUGGGAGUUCAUUCGCAUGGAGUAUAAAAAGUUAAAUACCUAGUAGGAAGCCUUGAGCCACUCCACUAAGUAUUGGUUUCUAUGAAAAACAUUUGUGUCUUAUUCUUGUAGUCGACGAACCACUAGGAAGACCUUAAUCCGAUUUAUCAGAGCUGCACUAAUUCUUGAGUUUCCCAAGUUUUAUUAGAAGUCUAUUAUGUGGUGCCUUAUUAAAUGAUGUAAUGAAGUUAACGUAAACAUGACUUAUUUAUUUUCUAUCAUCAAAUAACUCCGUCCAUCUCUGUCUUACUAUUAGUUUAGUCGUAUGUGGUGUUCCUUUGUUGAGGCCAUUUCAUUCAUUGUGUAACAAGUGUGUUGGUUUUCACCUAAGUAAUUAUCUUUUCGUUCAUUCCUUGUGAUAUUUUAACCACGACACUGGUGAGGCUGAUGAGUCUGCACUUCAAGAGAAAUUGUCUUUAUUAUGCCUUGUGAAAUGGAGUGUUAGUUGUACCCUUCCAUUCCACAUGUAACUCUGGGUGAAUGACACUGAAUAUCCUAGUGAACAGUGUAGCAAUAUAUGUCGCAAUGAAUCUCAUAAUUUUAGGGCGUAUCUCAUUCACUCCUGUUAGUUUCUCCGUAUUUAGAGAGUCUAUCAUCCUUGGGACAUCUUAGUGAUUAAAGUCUACAGCGAGUAAUCGACUUAGUAAUAUUGAUUCUGGCCCUAGUCUUUCGUCAAGUUCAGGCUCAUAAAUAAAGACCGUCCCAAAGUAAUCGCGCAUGGCUUUCGCUUAGUCUUCCUCUAUCAUUUUAGACACUCAUAAUCAAAUUGGAGACCCAUGGCUGUACUCUUGUUGUGUAGUUGUUAUGUGCGGACAGUCCCUUUAACCGCUUAAUUAAAGCCUAGUAAUAUCAGGGUUUACUUUCUCACGACUCAAGGUUUAAGAAAACCUAAUGAUCUUUACAAUCAGCUAGAUUAAAUUGGAAAACGAUUGCGAAGUAUAUUUUAUCUGGAUUUUGGGAGAAUCACAUUGAGUGAAAAUUACCACAGCAACCUGGUUAGUAAUUAUACGGGAGUUUCCUACUAGAUGCUGAUUACAUUAUUUUCUGGUGACCUAUAGUCUAUUUCGGUUGUAAUAAUGAAGUUACAAAGAGCUAAACAUGAUAUAUAUUAACUUUGUUCUCAUGGAUAAGUUGAAUAUGGUUACAACUAAAUUUACUAGUUAGCUUUCUCCCAUAUUUCCCAAUGAAAGGAAUGUUGAAUGUUUUGUUGAUGAACUACGCCGAAGCCCUGGACUAUCCCCAAACUGAGAUGGUUUAAACUUGGUUAGUGUUUAAAAACUAGCCGUUCGUCCUGAAAUAUAGAAAAAUGGAUUUGUCGUCUUCACGUUCUUUUUUAAUCUUGACGAAAUCCGUAUAUAUAGUUAAAUCUUCCAUGGUAAAGCUUUCAUAAUUAUAGCCUAAGUUCGUCUUUGCUGUCUAUAAUUAACUAGAAAAUUUCGAGGAUCAAUUGUCUCACUUGCAUACGUACGAUUUUAAAGACUCACUUUUAGCGCUAAAAAGAAUGUAUGCUACGUUCGAUAGUCGGUUAGUGAGGUGGUUUGAAGGUCUGUAAAUGGAAAUCAAUGACUGGUACUUUGAUUCUAUAUGGUUCUUACGAUCCUUAAAACAACACUUUUCAAGGCGUUUUCGGUUUAAUAGUGUUCGUACAAGCGUUUUCUGGGAUUCUAAACUUCAUUUAUGAUCACAUGUAAAUCAUCACUGGUUUCAAGCUUGUUUCGUAACAGUGACUAAUGUACUGUAUUGUGCCAUGGCAUAUAUUUGAUUUAUAUAUAUCCUAGCCCACCUAGUAACGUGCAUCUGUUAAUAAAAUGUUUUCAGACUAAUUACAUGGUACCCGAGUUUAAACAACGUUCUUACUUCGAAAUUAAAGCUCAAUUGGAUGCUUAUCGUCUAGCAAAUCCAGUAACUCCAGAGUUAAAACCUCCAACCAUAAAUGUACUUCAAGAACCUGCCAACAGUUCUGUGAAAUUAGCUAGAAUUACUGCCAUUUGGAAUUUAUGGUAUGUACAAUUCAUUAUUACUCUGUUAUUAUGGUUAAUAGCCAUAAAAAUUGAAUUUGGUGCUGUAUUUUUUAUUAUCGGAGCGUUAUAUUGGAUUUGGGUAUGGGGAACAAUAAGAAAUCCAAAACCUCACAUUUCUAAUAAUCCUGAUGAACAAAUUGUAUCAGCUAGCUUCUUUUUCGAUAAUUCCCCUAUUCCGUCAAACAUGUCUUGAAAAUAUUUUUAAUAAUUAUAAGUAACAAGUCUUUCCGAAUUGUUUCAGAUUCUUUUCUUAUCUGUUGAAUAGUUUUAUGAUCCUUAUAUUUUGAUUUUAUUUAAAAUGAAAUUUCUCAAUAAACUGAAGUUACUAAUGUUUAUCUUUAAAUACGUUUAAUCCACUUUAGAGGGAAUAAAUCUAAGGUAUUUAAUAAUUAGUGUAAUUUUGGAAGCAUUUGAGUAGCUGGCUAACUAAAAAUUCGAUAUUGUCGCACGCCAAGCUACUCUUUGCAACUCCAACUUCAAUACCGUAAGCGAGACUACUUGUAUCCCCUUCUUCCUUAUCCCGCAAACUAGAGUAAGAGGUCUGGUAGUUGUAUAGAAGUUUCAUUGAUGAAAGUCAGCAGAAUAAUUUUUAUGUAAUAAAAUAGCAUGCUCAUAAACGGAAUGGAAACACAAUAAACAUAAUCAGGUGUCACAGGCUUGUUGAUGAUUGAUCGUUCAACUAACACUUGACUGUUAGGCCUAGUUUUUAAAAAUCUUA
Messenger RNA from Schistosoma haematobium, 8611 nucleotides. RefSeq lists its product as uncharacterized. The record is from RefSeq and is a predicted model, not a curated record. NCBI's taxonomy places the organism in Eukaryota, Metazoa, Platyhelminthes, Trematoda, Strigeidida, Schistosomatidae. The transcript has 2 exons. The coding region runs from base 2744 to 4429 and encodes 561 amino acids.